Choloepus didactylus (southern two-toed sloth) is the source of this 2495-nucleotide messenger RNA. RefSeq names its product interleukin 22 receptor subunit alpha 2 (gene IL22RA2). The record is from RefSeq and is a predicted model, not a curated record. Gene Ontology annotation, molecular function: protein binding; interleukin-22 receptor activity. Bases 51 to 746 code for a protein of 231 amino acids. Lineage: Eukaryota; Metazoa; Chordata; Mammalia; Pilosa; Megalonychidae. The transcript has 5 exons.
GCUCUCUCGUUGAAGGAGACACAGGGCACCCAGCCACUCGCGCUCAGACCAUGGGUCCCCAGCACGGCCUUCCGGGCUUCAUCGUCAGUCUCCUCCUGGCCAUCGUGGGAGAAACCCAGGCAGCCCAUGAACCAUUGAAGCCCCAGAAGGUUCAAUUUCAGUCCCGGAAUUUUCACAAUGUCCUGCACUGGCAGCCUGGGAAGGUGCUGGCUGGCAAUGCCAGCCUCUACUUUGUGCAGUACAAAAUGUAUGGGCAGAGACAAUGGAAAAAUAAACAGGGCUGUUGGGGUAUUCAAGGACUCUUCUGUGACCUCACCAAUGAAACCUCAGACAUACAGGAGCCCUACUACGCGAGGGUGAGGACGGCCUCAGCUGGGGUCUUCUCAGGCUGGAGCGUGACCCGGCGGUUCACAUCCUGGUGGGAAACAACAAUAGAUCCUCCUGUCAUGAAAAUAACUCCACUUAAUGGAUCUCUGUUGGUGGUUCUCCGUGCUCCAGAUUUGCCGUAUAAAGACCAAAAGGGAAAAAAUAUAUCCAUGGAAAAUUACUACGGACUAGUAUACCGAGUGUUUAUAAUUAACAAUUCACUAGAAAAGGAGCAAAAGGUGUAUGAAGGAACACACAGAGCUGUCAGAAUUGAAGCCCCAGCACCUCGCGCUGCUUACUGUGUCGUGGCUGAAAUGUAUCGGCCCGUGUUUGACAGCAGUAGUCAGAGGAGUGAAGAGACGUGCGUGGACAGUGCGUGAAAUGGUGUGGUGAGUCCUCCGAUUUGCAAAGCGAGAGCUCUCUGGGAAAGGGGUGGCUCGUUCUGAAGGGUCUUAUUGAAAGUUGCUUUUAUUUUUUCUCAAAGCAAUGUGCACAUUACAUGUUAGGGAUGUCUUUGUUCAUCCAUUCCUUCUUCCUCUAUCUUUCAUCUGUAAACUCUUUUUAAAAACAACAGCCAAAGGGAGCAUUAGAUUUUAAAGAUGAGGCAGAGAAUAAAGGGCUAAAUGAAAUACAAAACUAAACUUCUGAAUGAUAACCUCCCUAAAAAUAAUCUUUUUUCUAAAACAGCAAAAUAAAAUUUAAAAACCAAAAAAUUGUAGACAUUUAAUAAUGUUAUUGAAUUAAUAAUAUACAUAUGGAUAUGCAUUACAGACUGAAGAAUCCUCACAUGGUCCUUUUUUUACUCUCUACUGAGCUGGUUAAUCUAACAUAGAUAAUGCCAAUUUAAAAUUUUUACAUGAAUGUUUUCCAUAUAUUUCUUUUCUAUUUUAUUCAAAUAUACUUUCUUGCAAAUAUCUUCUAGUGUAAAAUAUUUCUGUUUAAUGAACCAAAUUUUGUUUUUAAUUCUAUAUUUAUGUCUUUAAAACAGCGGCAAAUAAGAACAGUAUUUGAAUAAAAAGUCCUCAUGAUCUCUGAAUUCACAUCUGGAUUAAAACUAUCAACAACAUCAUCUAAAUCCAGAAAACAGCCUAUUUAGUACAAUCUUCCUUCAUCUAACAUGGACUCACAUGAAAGGGUUUUUUCCCCUCAGGUUUUGUUUUUGUUUAGUUUUAUUUUUAACAUUGCUUUAGAAGAAUUUAUCCUUAUUUUCAAGUGUAGGUAUAAUAUUUUUCAGAAAUCUUAACUCCAAAUCUACGCCACACUCACUUCUCAACUCUCCGGGACAAUGAUCUCUUGCAGCUGUGGCCUCAUGCUUCUCUGUAGGAAGAUCCUCUGAAUGACAGCACGAGUGGGGACAUGAGGAGGGGUGGGGACCAGGUAGAGACCUGGGCUUGAAGUGGAAGGCACAGUGGGUGGGAGGGACUCAGUUGGGAAACUCCACUGCCUCUCCCAAGGAGCAAACUGGGAGAUCUACAGCUCAGGGUGUCCACAGAAACCUGCCCUCUCCCCUUUGGGUUCCACCUUGGGUUUCCGUUCAAGGUCAUCUCUUCUUGUGAGGCAGCUGUAUCAGAAACCGUUAGCACGAUGCCUUGUGAAGGUUGCUCCAAAACGUGAUUUCAAAAAAUAUAGUCAGUGCUCCUGGUUAUAUACUACUGCACACGAUAAUGAAUUGAUUACAGAUCUUUCAGAAAGGCAUGGAGGGGGGCAGUAAGAGACAGAGAACAGAGAGAAAAUUGGUUUCAUUGCUUCCCCACGUGGCCAGAGAAGAUGGAUUUUAACAUAGACCUAGAGAAUGAAAAAAAAUUACUUUUACAUGUUUUUCAAUUGUGUACUUGUAUUUUUUCUCAUUGCUGUUUUUGCCUUUUGUCCUGUUUUGGGGCAGGGGAAAGUGGAUUAAAAGGGGGUGCUGGGGAGUGAGGAUAGAUGUGUGGUCGAUGGCAUAAGUCUAUAAAUGCAUCCUGAAGACUUAUGAAAGACACAGUUACAGUUACCCAUGAAAGUUAUUACGGAGCAUCAAGUUUUGUUAUUGUUUGGUUUGCUUUGCUUUUGCCUUCAUGCUUAGGCAAAUCAAUAUAAAAUACUUUAUGAAAAAUGGUAAUUAUCUCUGUCUUCAUUGUGUCAUGAAUAUG